This is a messenger RNA of Penicillium nucicola, 3756 nucleotides long. RefSeq names its product Peptidase S8/S53 subtilisin/kexin/sedolisin. The record is from RefSeq and is a predicted model, not a curated record. Gene Ontology annotation, molecular function: zinc ion binding; DNA-binding transcription factor activity, RNA polymerase II-specific; serine-type endopeptidase activity. NCBI's taxonomy places the organism in Eukaryota, Fungi, Ascomycota, Eurotiomycetes, Eurotiales, Aspergillaceae. The transcript is spliced from 4 exons. Bases 1 to 3756 code for a protein of 1251 amino acids. Gene Ontology annotation, biological process: proteolysis; regulation of DNA-templated transcription.
AUGGCCUCGCAAACCUCGAGUAUUGUGGAGCUCGCAGAACAAUGCUUCUCGACCUUGCGACUAUGCUACCAACUAUCAGCGUCCAUUCCACCGCGAGAGUUUUCGCUCCUGGAGAACCAAAAUGCAAGAUUCUCGAUCUGGACUUCAAACAACGCUGUUUUCGGCCCAAUUCGUGCUUCACUUGAUCACCGGCUUAGAGAGGCACCGGAAGUUGCAGAGGUUGUGAAAGGUCUACUGGAGGCGCUCAAUGAUCAUUUGCAAAGUUACAUUGGUGUACAUGAAUUGCACCAGGAGCGGCACAUUCUCGAAUCUAACAUUCAAGCGGCAUCAACCAACCCACCAAAUGCGGCGAACAUUAAAUCCUUGCAUAAGUUACCACUAAUAAGUGGUCAUCUUCAGAAAGUUCCACUUUCCAGCUCUGGUUGUAUGACUUGUCGUCGCCGCGAGGAGAAUUGCGACGAAACAAAGCCUAGCUGCUUGAAUUGUUCUACCGGCGGGUUCGUCUGCGAGGGAUAUAAGAUUGAGCGACAAGGAGCUUCCAAAGUCAAUAGCCCUGUUCCAACCUCCGAAAGGCUUGAAAAAUAUGCUGUCGCUGCCGGCAAAGAGAUAGAACUUCUCAAUAAGCUGUCUAAUACGGUUCGAAAAGCUGGCCAGGAGUUAUCAAAUCGGAAAGCUGUCGAUUUAUAUAUCAUUCAAGAUGAUGAAGGUAACAAUGUUGAGCCGUUCCUCAAAACAUUAUUUGCCAAAUACAUCCAGGACAAAUUUCCCGGAACCACAGAAGGUAUAGUAGAUCGCCUUGCUACUACAGCUUUGAUUCGUCGGAAACGAAUUCUAUACCGACGUACUCGGUACGGUCAAAACCCGGUCAAAAUUCACAAACCCAGACCACAGCCAAUACAUCAGGCGCCACAAGGUGACCAAGCACAUGUAUCUUCCUCUCACAAAGGGAAUAUCGAGAGUAGCAACCCAAGCCAUCCCAAGGACCUUGCGCAAAGCAUUGUCGAGACCGCUCAGACUUCUCAGACAAAGAUCAGUGCGACGACUCUAACUCCGAGUCAAUUCAAAAGAAUAUCAGUCCAGUCAGUUGUUUCAGAAACCAGGACCGUUGUUUUGGAACAGCACGAAGAGAUAGUGUUUCCACCUUGUCCCAUCGGGAAUCUGAACAAAAGAUACAAAGAGAUACAGGCAUCACACAAUGAAUCCUACAAGGGCUUUUUGUUGCAACUCUACGAACGUCUCCAUAAUUUGGAGACACCACGGCCUAUCGAGACUUCAUCGGCAUACCAAACAGAAGCAAGGAAUGCCAAAGAGAGACUUGAACUGACUAUAGCUACAGACUGGGAGCAAUUUCUGCGCUCUUUGCCGGAAGUGAUCUGUCCAUAUUGUUUCCAAGCUCUUCCUGCAAGUGAAAUGGCCACCGUUGAAAAAUGGCGUUCGCAUGUAAGAAAAGACCUCGAUCCAUAUGUUUGCCUAUUUGAAGAAUGUGAAGCCCCAGAAGCGCUUUUCAGCAACAGCAAUGAUUGGCUUGAACACAUGAGAGGACACAAUUUACGCUGGCAAUGCAACGCCAAGUCACACGGUCUGCAACGUUUUGCCUCGAGAGAUUAUUAUCUUGCCCACAUGAAGGAGACACAUCCAAGAUCAUAUACUGAGUCACAACUUGAUAUCCUCGCUGAUAGAAGUGCUCGCAAAACAAAACUGGUUUUUGAAUCAUGCCCACUAUGUGGGAAAUCAGACGAAAGUGAUGACAGUCUUGUCGCCCAUAUUGUUGGUCAUUUGAGAUUGCUUGCUGUGAAAUCUCUUCCUUCAUACCAGUCGAAGCAUGAUGUCGAUCAGCCUUCGGACACCUCCGACCCCAGUCAUGGGAAAAUCAUCUCAACUUCUGAGGGUGAAAGUGCUAGCUCUGAUCGAAUGAGCAUUACGUUCAUCUUGGGCAGCGAAGAAAGAGAUUCGUCAUCGGACUUGGAAAUGAAUGAUUCCAACUUUUUCGCUGAUGAAUCGGAGUUCGAUGGAAUUUCGAAUGAUCACCGCUGGCAAUUUGAAUGGGGAUUCAUCCUGAAUCCUGCUCAACCAGACGAUUUUGCUUUUGAUCCGGUAAUACAGAACAUGCUAGCUUACUGUGCUGCUCCUUCGUUGGAGAGUCGCGAGGAUGAUACACAAGCAUACUUCUUGCCUCCAGCAGAAGACGGUACUAAUGAAAUGGCCUCGCCAUCCAUAAGUCCGUCUUUAAGGUGGAUCAAUUGCAUGAGGAGGUUUUCCACAAUCGUGCACGAAAUCCUGGUCGACAAAACUUCCAGAUCGAAUCACAUGAGCCCCGGCGUGGCCAUUCUUGGCGAUAAUUGUGAAUGGGAAAGUGAAGACUCUUUUUUGGGAGCCAAAAUCUCCCACAAGAAAAAUUUCAGUCUACACAAUUUCGAAACCAGCUUUGAGGCUAAGGUCUCUAGUAACAGAAUUAAAGUUGCCCAAGCAAUAUCUUUGAUAUGUCCGAAUGCACAUUUCCUCAUGGCCGGAUUGAGUUCGAAAUAUGAUCCCAGCAAGGGCAUGAUUCUCUGCACAGCAGAAAGUGUAUCAAGGGCACUGAAAUGGAUAAUAUCCCUCGGGCCCGCGAUUAUCUGUUUGCCGGAAGCAAUUGAGCGCCCAGUGUCCAGGAACGAAGCAAAGGAACUCAGCGAUGCCCUCAAUGAAGCUUUACAAGCGGGCAUUUUCAUAUUUUGCUCUGCUAGAACCCCGCUGUUAUACAGCAGUACUAACCUUGUAUCGGCAAACUAUCCAGAGUGUUUCAAUAUUGGUCCUAUCGAAGAUUUCAACUUCCCGCAACCGAUGCAGAGCUUUGAUAACAUUGACUUUCUGUUCCCUGGAGCUUGGGACAAUUACCCGCUCAUGGGAACGCAUCCAUUAUUGACUCCCUCCGCAAGCUUUGAGCCAUCGAUUGCAACAGCUUAUGCUACUGGCUUAGCAGCGUUGAUUAUAACCUGUAGAACCUUUUUCCGUUCUGAUCCCACUGAUAUGGGGGUUUUUGAGUUGCCUCAGCGUCGCCUUACGCACCAGGAUUUGAAAAAUAUUUUCCAGGGUAUCGGAGCUACCACAAAAAGUGACAAGUGGAUGAAAGUCUGGGGUUUCUUCGACGAUGUUUCUGCGGAGUGUGAGCGAAGUUCAAGACAUUUGUGGUCUACAAUUUUGACCGAGAUGUACAAAAGAAUCAAUGCCAUGCGCUUGGGAGAGGAUGAUGACAUGACCCUUUACAGAUGGGAUGUUCUUGAUGAUAUUUCAUCGCGGUAUAAUCCUACAAGGCCAUAUCUUCUCGAGCCUAGAACCUCAGGGGAUGAGAUCGAUACAGGCCUACUUGAACAACAAUCAUUCCUAGUUGCCCGUGAAGAUGAAAAUCGUUCCGAGGGGCGAUAUUACCUCGAGCCACUUCCACAAGAUCUCGACAUACAUCACGCUUCUCCCACUUCUUCAACAGGUGCGAUAAUUGGCGAUGAGGCUGUCAGUCGGGAUGUGCUUUCAUGGCUAUCGAACCCCGAAUAUCCGUUUAAUAUUUCCAGGGAAUGGGUCCCUAGCCCUUCUCGUGAUUUACACCGCUCUGAUGGGAUAGAUUCGUUGCUGUUCCUAUCUGGUACAAGAGAUGAUGAUCAUGAAAUUGAUGAGCGUCAUGGGAAUCAGAGUACUAGUGCCAAGGAAGAAACAGACUCUUCUAGCUCAGACUCUGAUGCCAGAACUCUGAUGGGAUUAAAUAAAAAGAGAAGAACGCAUUGA